GAGGAGGGGAGGAGGGAGGAGGAGGUGAGGAGGAAAUGAAGGGAAAAGAGGGGGAGAGAAAAGGAAUUCAGGCACGGCAACAACUGGAAAGGAACGGGGUUCAAAGGUUCUCUCUCUUUUAAGCAGUGAGUGAGGGGGUGCAAAUUCUCAUUCCAACCAUGAUUCUGUCUUGAGCUCGUGUGGGGUGAGGGAGAGGGAGACGUCUCCAGCUCGAGUCGUCAUCUGGGUCCGCGUCUUCUCUUCCCUUCUUCCAAUGGUUUGGUCCUAGGACAGAGAGAGAAAGAGAGAGAUAUACAAAAAGAGAGAUACAGAGAGAUAGAGGGAGAGGGAGAGGGAGACUCGUGGCGCUGUUUCGAGCUUUCUAGCUUGCGGAGGAGGAGGGCUGGUGUUGAGCGAAACUUGGAGAGGUCAUGAAUUCGACAACCACUCAGUUUGUGUCCUCUAGAAGGAUGGGGAUGUAUGACCCGAUUCACCAAAUUGGAAUGUGGGACGAGAACUUCAAGCAGAAUGGAAAUCCUAAUGCGCCGCCAGCUCUGAUCAUACCUAUGCACGCGAAUUUGGACAACCAGUCGGAGGAUACUUCUCAUGGAUCACAGGAUACUGCUGGCAAGUAUGAGCAAGAAACAUCGAAACCUUAUGAUAAGGUGCAAAGACGUCUUGCCCAAAACCGUGAGGCUGCGCGCAAAAGCCGUCUGCGGAAAAAGGCUUAUGUUCAGCAGCUAGAAGCAAGUCGUUUGAAGCUUGUGCAGUUAGAACAAGAGGUUGACCGAGCUAGACAACAGGGUGUGUACAUGGCUUCAGGAGUAGAUUCAGCUUAUCCAGGAUAUGGUGGAUGUUUAAAUUCAGGAAUCGUUGCAUUUGAGAUGGAGUACGGGCACUGGAUUGAUGAACAGAAUAGACAAAUAUGUGAGCUGAGGGCUGCUUUGAAUGAUCAUAGAACUGACGUAGAGCUUCGCAUCCUCGUGGAAAGUGGCAUGAACCACUAUUUGGAACUUUUUCGCAUGAAAGCGGUUGCCUCAAAGGCCGAUGUUUUCUAUGUGAUGUCCGGAAUGUGGAGGACAUCGUCGGAGCGAUUCUUCCUGUGGAUCGGGGGAUUUCGUCCUUCAGAACUUCUUAAGGUUCUCAUGCCUCAGCUCGACCCCUUGUCAGACCAACAAUGGGCGUUUGUUUCCAACCUCAGGCAAGCUUGUCAACAGGCUGAAGAUGCCCUAAAGCAAGGUCUGGAUAAGCUCCAGCUCAACCUGGCCGAGGCUGUGGCCAGUGGUCAUCUCGGCGAAGGGAAUUACAUCCCGCAGGUGGCUACUGCUUUGGAGAAAUUGGAAGCUCUGGUCAGUUUUGUGAAUCAGACCAUCUACGACAGGAGACGCUGCUGCAGAUGUCCAACCACCUAACAACACGGCAAGCCGCUCGGGGCCUGCUAGCCUUGGGGGAGUACUUCCAACGCCUCCGAGCUUUAAGUACCCUUUGGGCUACACGUCCCCGCGAACCCGCUUAAAUUCACUUGGUCAAGUCGACAUGGAUAUUUACAGGAUGAAAUCUCUCGUGGAGCCAUAAUAAGUGGGCCAAAGGUGCUGUUUUGCAUGUCAGCUGUAGACAUCGUGUAGAAAGUUGCUACUGCCGAUAAUUUUUUUCUAGGCGGCGUCUGAAAGAUGAAGAUGUGAAUACCAACAUUUAUCUUGGAGUCGUAAUCUCUUUUACCCUCUUUCGGGCGUGCUGCAGUUAAUGUAUCGGGUAGUUCUUGAGUUAGGUUUACGACGAUUGCUUGGUGAACCGGGUUUACUGUACUCGAUAAGUUUGACAGAACACAGUUGUGUAUAGAUGAGUUGUGCUGUGUAUUUUGCGCUGCUUAUUGAUCUCUCUGUAAAUAACAGAUGCUCAUCUUGGAAUCACUAGACAGUUGAUUCAUGAACC
Eucalyptus grandis is the source of this 1911-nucleotide messenger RNA. RefSeq names its product transcription factor TGA4. The record is from RefSeq and is a predicted model, not a curated record. Gene Ontology annotation, molecular function: DNA-binding transcription factor activity; sequence-specific DNA binding. The coding region runs from base 411 to 1391 and encodes 326 amino acids. Gene Ontology annotation, biological process: regulation of DNA-templated transcription; DNA-templated transcription. The transcript is spliced from 9 exons. Lineage: Eukaryota; Viridiplantae; Streptophyta; Magnoliopsida; Myrtales; Myrtaceae.